AUGAUAGAUCUUAUUAUAAAACCUGUGUUUUAUUUUGAAAUAGCUGUAAUUAAAUUAUAUAAUUAAAAUAUAUAUUACAAAUCAAAAGAAUCUGCUAUUCAUAAAUUAUAUUACAAUUCUAUUUGUUUCUUAGGAAUACUCAAUACUUCAUUAUUCUCAUAAUAAAAUGUAUAAUUAUAUCAACCUAUGGAGAAUGUUUUAAAAUAAAUCAUUAAAUUAAAUACUCAAAUUCCAUCCUUUUAAUAAGCCAUUUAAUCAAAUUUUGCUAAUAUGUAAUUAUUCUAAAAUUAUUAAUAUGAAAAAUACUAAUAUCUAUUUGGAAAUAAUAAUCUUAUUAUAAUUAAAUUAAUAGAUGUAAUCAUAAGAUUCAAUAAUUAAGAAUUGAUAGACCUAUUAUUUGAUUAUANAUAAUUGAUUAAGUUAUUAUGA
Molecule: messenger RNA, 429 nt
Organism: Paramecium primaurelia
Lineage: Eukaryota; Ciliophora; Oligohymenophorea; Peniculida; Parameciidae
Source: the annotation of a GenBank genome assembly